Messenger RNA from Cucurbita maxima (winter squash), 1024 nucleotides. Its product is annotated as 50S ribosomal protein L5, chloroplastic. Gene Ontology annotation, biological process: translation. Gene Ontology annotation, cellular component: cytosolic large ribosomal subunit; ribosome. The record is from RefSeq and is a predicted model, not a curated record. NCBI's taxonomy places the organism in Eukaryota, Viridiplantae, Streptophyta, Magnoliopsida, Cucurbitales, Cucurbitaceae. Gene Ontology annotation, molecular function: structural constituent of ribosome; RNA binding. The transcript has 3 exons. The coding region runs from base 53 to 862 and encodes 269 amino acids.
UCUAAUUCACCUCUUUCCCUGCGCGAAAAGUAGAAACAUCGCUGAAGCUCCGAUGGCUUCUUCUUCGCUGUUGAGUUCCGCUAUGUCGUCAUUUCAUGGCCAUUCCCAAUUAGUCUCGGCCCAUUUUCCUGCACCGACUGCCCUCGGAUACCCUAGCAAUGUAGCUUCAUUGGCGGUGAGGGUAAAAGCCUCGACUGGAGGUGCUAUAGUGCUUGUCGAGAAGGCAGAGGCUGAGAAGGUCAACCGGCUCAAAUCAAACUACCUUGAGAAAAUUGUGCCGAUGCUUAUGGAUGAGUUCUCAUACUCCAAUAUCCACCAGGUUCCCAAAAUUGAGAAGAUAGUAGUGAACUGUGGUAUUGGAGAUGCUCAGCAGAAUGCGAAGGGUUUGGAAGCUGCAAUGAGUGAGUUAGCAUCCAUUACAGGACAACGACCUGUGAAAACACGUGCAAAGAAGGCCAUUGCAACCUUCAAGAUCAGGGAGGGUCAACCACUUGGGAUUGCUGCUACCCUACGGGGAAAUGUGAUGUACUCCUUCCUGGAUCGUCUGAUCAACUUGGGGCUCCCUCGAACAAGGGACUUUCAGGGACUGAACUCAAACAGCUUUGAUGGACAUGGAAAUUACUCCAUUGGGAUCCGGGAGCAGAGCGUGUUCCCAGAAAUAAAGUUCGACACGCUUAGCAGACCGAGGGGAAUGGACGUUUGUAUCACAACGACAGCUGAAACUGAUCAAGAAGCUCAACGACUCUUGGCACUCAUGGGAAUGCCUUUCAGAGAAAGUGCUGGUUCUGCAUCUGGGCUGCGUAAAAAGAAGCUGAAGUCCCACCAUUUUGAUUCCAAAUCCAAGGGAAGAUCUCGGAGGUAAUGAAUACAUUUUAGGAAGAAGACUUUUAUAUUUCCUCAAUUCAUUUGCUGUUCUUUACUUGAAGAAACUGUACUCUACCAAAUUUAGCUGGAUUGUAUGCCAAUUUUAUGAAGUUAUAGAGGUUUGUUUAUGAGAGUAGUUCCUUUAACCCCGAAAUUCUAU